AUGAGAAGGUUACGAAUUCUGGAGCAUUCGUAUGAGGACUCUACUCAAAUCUCAAGACUUAUGAGAGUUCGUGCAAAUCCCGACGACGAAGGCAGAUUGCGGGAGAACAGGAAGAAGGAUUCCAAGGCAUGGUCUAUUUCACAAAAGGAGUUUCAAGGCAAUUCGAAGGUCCUCGUAGUGAGAUUGCAAUCACUCAGGCGUGACUUUGAGACCUUGAUGGUGAAGAAUGGAGAAUGGAUCGCUGAUUUUUUGUCAAGAGCAAUGACAAUAGUCAGUCAAAUGCGGUCCUACGACGAGAUGAUUACCGACCAGAUCAUUGUUGAAAAGGUAGCUCCCAAAUUUGGAAAAAAUGAUCAUUUAAUGAAUCGAGGCUGCGGAAGAGGAGGAUUUCGUUGUCGAGGUCGUGGUUUCGGAAGAGGUAGAGUAAGAUUCGAACGACAAAGGCAGUCCUACGAGCAAACAAGUAACAAGAAUGGAGUUCGAUGUUACCACUGCAAAAGCUAUGGUCACAUAAAGGCAGACGGUUGGUACAAUGAUCAGAGAACCAAUUUUGCUGCAAAUAAUGAAGUAUCGACGAAUGCUGGAAGUAGUACGCUUUUUAUGGCUCAUGUAGAAACUAAUCAAAAGCUAAGUGAUGUUUGGUUUGUAGAUAGUGGUUGCUCAAAUCAUAUGACAAGCACAAAAUCCAUCUUCAGAGAACUUGAUGAGGCAGAAAAGAUGAAGGUGCAACUUAGAAACUGCAAAGAUCUACAAGUUGAAGGCAAAGGUAUGAUGGCUAUUGAAACUAUCCAUAGUAAACUCAAGCUCCUUCAUAAUGUUCAAUUUGGACCCGAUUUAGGAUACAAUUUAUUGAGUGUUGCACAACUAAUGGCUAGUGGAUAUUCCAUAAUAUUUGAUGAUGGUGCCUGUGUGAUCAAAGAUAAGCAGACAGGUCAAGAGAUGGUCUAG
Messenger RNA from Momordica charantia (bitter melon), 948 nucleotides. RefSeq lists its product as uncharacterized. The record is from RefSeq and is a predicted model, not a curated record. NCBI's taxonomy places the organism in Eukaryota, Viridiplantae, Streptophyta, Magnoliopsida, Cucurbitales, Cucurbitaceae.